AAUGACUGAAAAAAACAUCGAUCAUUAUUCAUUCCAUACCUCAGAUGUACUUGGUGUUGGAUCUUUUGGCACUGUUUUCCAAGGCAUUGAUUUAAAAAACAAUCGUUAUGUAGCCCUAAAAAUGAUAGCUAAGGAUAAUUUGCUUAAUGAUCCAAAAGGUAAAAGUGGACUUAUGACUGAAAUCAAAAUAAUGAAAAAGUUAAAUCAUAAAAAUAUAGUUCAACUUAUCGAUGUGUUAGAGACACAAAAUAAUUUCUAUAUCAUUCAAGAAUUAUGCGAGAAUGGAGAUUUAUCCAAGUCUAUUUCAUUUUUAUCCUAGAUUUUUGAAGAAGAAUAGAUAGGUUGAUGAAAAAAUGGCAUUAAAUAUCAUCAUUAAUGUUCUCGAAGGUUUUUAUGAGUUAUUAAAGUACAGGAUUAUUCAUAGAGAUCUAAAACCUGCAAAUAUUUUAAUACAUAACAAUACUUAUAAACUUGCUGGUCUUUUUAUUUUUCUAUAUUUUAUAGAUUUUGGUUUCGCUAAAAUUGUGGAUAACUUUAAUCCCAAUGUAUUACACUCUUAAGUAGGCACACCUUUGUAUAUGAGUCCAUAAAUAUUAAGAAAUGAAUAAUACUCUAUGAAAUGUGAUAUUUGGUCUUUAGGAUUUCUAUUCUAUGAAAUGCUUUAUGGAUAAUGUAUUAAUAUUCUUAUUAAUUUCUUAGCUCCUUGGACAGCAUAAUCAAUUCCUUAAUUAGUUAAAAAUAUUUAUACUUAACCUCUUGUAUUCCAUGAUUCAAUUAAUCAAGUAUCUGAUAAUGUAAAAGACUUUAUUACUAAAUGUUUGAUAAUUUAAGAAGGUUAAGAAUUUAAUAUUUUUAGAUGAAAGAUUGAGUUGGCAAGAUGUAUAUCAUCAUCCAGUUUUUGCUUAGUAUUUCGUUUAGGAUCCUAAAGUAGAAAAUUUAUUCGAAGUAUAUAAUUAAUGAAUGAUAGGAAAAAGAAUUAUCUAUAGCAAUGAGUAUGAGAGAAUAAUUCGGAACUUAAUAACUUAGUAUUAAUGAAUUACUAAGAGAAUUGGCUGAAGAUGAAAAUAGAAUACUUAAUAUUGAAGGCUUUAGUGAGAUCUUUUUAGCCAUAAAUGAAAAUUUAGAGGAUGAAGAGAUUUAAUAUAUAUUUAAUUGUAUUGAUGAAGAGUCAAAUGGAUAAAUAACAUGCAAAAAUCUAUUAGAUUGGCUUAAUAAAUAUGAUGUUAUAAAUUUAUAUAUUAUAGAUUUCUUUGGAAGAUACAUAUAUGAGAAGUGGUUCAAAUACUGUAUAUGGAGCUCCUGAAAAAAGAUAAAUAUAAUAAGGUUUAUAAUAGAAUGAACUAAAUUAAGAUAGAUAACUGAUUUAAAUACUUUAUGAUGAAAUAAAGACAAAUAAUUUAAAUUUAGUUGAAUUGUUUCAUAAAUUUGCAACAUCUUCAGAUUUAAUGAACUAUCAAGAUUUUACUAAUAUGAUGCUGUAUUAAUUAAACCUAUUUUUAGAAAUUAUGAUACUACAUUAAGUGAUUGGGAAAUCUUUGAAACUUUUAAAUUAUUUGCAUAAAACAAAAGUGACAAUAUAAACUUAAAUCAAUUUAAGCAAGUAUUAGAAUAAAACUUUUAAGAUGAUUAUUUCUGA
This is a messenger RNA of Paramecium pentaurelia, 1636 nucleotides long. The record is from the annotation of a GenBank genome assembly. Lineage: Eukaryota; Ciliophora; Oligohymenophorea; Peniculida; Parameciidae.